Molecule: messenger RNA, 1740 nt
Organism: Pseudovirgaria hyperparasitica
Lineage: Eukaryota; Fungi; Ascomycota; Dothideomycetes; Acrospermales; Acrospermaceae
Product: CoA-transferase family III
Exons: 6
Coding region: 1-1740 (579 amino acids)
Molecular function (GO): catalytic activity
Source: RefSeq, a predicted model, not a curated record
AUGGGCUCAGCACCUCAGUACAGCGUGCCGGAAGAGGCCCAGUCUAUCUUCCAGCAGGGAAUACUGGAUAACGACUUGGUCCCGGAUUUACCCUCCGAACUGCGUUCGCUUGCUAAGCUUGUGCGUUUCAAUGGGUCUUCAGAGCCGACUCUACCCAUCAAUUGGCGCUUCGCGGAAAGCAUAUCAGCACUGAAGGCAUUUGAAGCUUCAAUGCUGAUGAUCUUGAUCAGUCGUAAAUACAAGACGACUCCGACCGAAGUGACUAUCAAUACUGACCAUGCUACGCUUUUCAUCAUGUCCCCCCUUGUAGCAAAGGUCAUCAAGGAUGGAGAGCCGAGAAGGAUUGCGUUUGAUGUCAACGGAGAUGAAUUCUUGAAGAAGGCAUUCCCAUCAACAGAUAAGCAUCGACUAGGGGCUACGCCGCAUCGAAGCCUGACAACAAACAUUUACAAGACCAAAGAUGGUCGAUUUUAUCACGUCCACGGAAGUCUCAACCCCGAGCCGUCCCUUGAAGCGUUGGGUCUCCCAGCCGACGCUCCUGACACCGAGACUUACGAACAGACUCUGGCGAAUCUCCAAUCUGCAGUUUCCACCUUUGACUCUGCCGCCCUUGAUGAGCUUAUGAACGAGAAGUAUCGUCAGGCUGGCACCAUUUGCUAUUCGUCGGAAGAGUUCUUUGCCAGUGCACAUGGCAAAGCAAACGCCCACGUAGCUUUGUACGAACUUCCGCCGACAUCAGAGUCCUCCGGCGCUCACCCACCCUCCUGGUGGCCCGAAAACAGUAGCAUCCCAUCAUCGCCCAAGCGUCCCCUUGCAGGGCUCAAGAUCGUAGACUUGACUCGCAUCAUCGCAGGCCCAAGCAUCACACGUGGACUAGCUGAGAUGGGCGCGAGUGUCAUGCGUAUUACGAGCCCCCACGUUGCAGACUUUUCAGUGCUACACCCAGAUUUGAACUGGGGAAAGUGGAACGGAAGUCUGCACCUCACCAAUGAAGAAGAUAAAGAAAAGCUACGUGCGCUGAUUCGGGACGCGGACGUCGUUGUUGAUGGGUAUCGGCCAGGGGUUAUGGAGAAACAUGGGUUUGGUCGAGAUGCAAUUUUUGAGCUUGUGAAGGAACGUGACAGGGGAAUCAUCCAUGUGCGGGAGAACUGUUAUGGAUGGCAUGGCCCAUGGAGCCAUCGAAGUGGGUGGCAGCAGAUUAGCGAUGCGUGUACCGGCGUUUCGAUGUCUUACGCAAAGGCCAUGGGUAAUGACGAAGCUGUCACUCCUGUCUUUCCAAAUUCCGAUUACUGCACUGGCGUCUGUGGUAGCACCGCUGUUCUCCAUGCUCUUGUGCGCCGUGCCGAGUUUGGCGGGAAUCAGAGUGUUGAUGUCGCUCUCAAUUACUACUCUCAGUGGCUUAUACGCUCUGUUGGUACGUACCCUCCUGAAACAUGGACCAAAGUCCACCAACGUUACAAAUCACCCAUCUAUCGGCAUUAUCACAACAUGGGUUACACUCUACCUGCCAUGCUCAAACUUUUGAGCGAGUACAAUGCCAACACCCUGUUCGAUCCCGCCUUCUUCGAGAACCGAGCGGCAAAGAAUAUCGAGUUGACGUUCGUGCUACCAAAACCCAUCGCACAGUUCAAGGACGAAGACGUCAAGCUAGGAUACAAUGUUGGUACGCGUACGAAUGGUGUUGAUGUUCCGAGAUGGCCGGAUGACCUGAAUGUUGAACAUGUGACAGAUGAGAAUUGA